This is a messenger RNA of Hibiscus syriacus, 1047 nucleotides long. Its product is annotated as probable CCR4-associated factor 1 homolog 7. The record is from RefSeq and is a predicted model, not a curated record. The coding region runs from base 216 to 1040 and encodes 274 amino acids. Gene Ontology annotation, molecular function: poly(A)-specific ribonuclease activity; nucleic acid binding. The transcript is spliced from 2 exons. Lineage: Eukaryota; Viridiplantae; Streptophyta; Magnoliopsida; Malvales; Malvaceae. Gene Ontology annotation, cellular component: P-body; CCR4-NOT core complex; CCR4-NOT complex.
CUUAUACCCAAAUUACUCGCCCGAACACGAUUCAUUCUGAGCUCUAUAUCUGUUUUUGAAAAGGAUCGAUUUCACAAAUUCAAGAUUCAGUUUCCGACAUAGGGACGCAACGACUCUGGGAGCUCAACUCAAGACAUUUCAGAUUUUUAAGGUUUGGAAUAAGGACGUGCUUAUUUUUUGUUCAUAUAUCUGCAUUCUUUAGCUUUUCUGUGGAAAUGUCGGCUUCGCCCAAAGAUGAUUCAAUUCACAUCCGAGAAGUUUGGAACGAUAACCUAGAGGAAGAGUUUGCUUUGAUCCGUGAAAUUAUUGAUACGCACAAUUAUGUGGCUAUGGAUACCGAGUUCCCGGGUGUAGUUCUACGCCCUGUUGGAACUUUCAAGAACAUUAAUGAUUAUAACUACCAGACUUUGAAAGAUAACGUGGAUAUGCUGAAAUUGAUCCAAUUGGGUCUGACCUUUUCAGACGAGAAUGGGAACCUUCCCACUUGUGGAACCGACAGUUUGUGCAUUUGGCAAUUCAAUUUCCGAGAAUUUAAAUUAAACGAAGAUAUCUUUGCUAUUGAUUCGAUCGAGUUGUUGCACCAGUGUGGGAUUGAUUUUAAGAAGAAUAAUGAGAAGGGUAUUGAUGUGAGGCGGUUCGGUGAGCUUUUGAUGUCGUCUGGGAUCGUGCUGAAUGAUGGUGUGCAUUGGGUUACCUUUCAUAGUGGAUAUGACUUCGGAUACUUGCUUAAGCUUCUGACCUGCAGGAGUUUGCCCGAUACUCAAGCGGGGUUUCUUGAUCUGAUCAAUAUAUAUUUUCCCAUGGUGUACGAUAUCAAGCAUAUGAUGAAGUUUUGUAAUAGCCUUCAUGGUGGUUUGAACAAGCUCGCAGAGUUGUUAGAAGUGGAAAGAGUUGGUGUGUGUCAUCAAGCUGGGUCGGAUAGUUUGCUCACGUCAUGCACAUUUAGGAAGUUGAGAGAGAACUUCUUCAAUGGCUCGACAGAGAAAUAUGCAGGUGUACUGUAUGGCAUAGGAGUAGAGAGUGGACAGAGUACUAAUUAGAAGAAAA